GGAUCGGGAUCGGGAUCGGACUCGGGCGGCGUCCCCGGCUGGGGCAUCGCCCUCCUGGUCCUGGUCUCCAUCAUCCUCUUCCUGCUCCUGCUGUACUGCUUGUACCUGAUCGUCCGCUGGUGCCGACGGCAACACCGGGGCAGCUUGGACCUCAUCAGCACCCGGGACUCUUACCACCCCAUGAAUGAGUACCCCACGUACGAGACCCACGGGAGGUACGCGGCACCCGGCAGCAAGGAGAACCCGUACAAUGCGACACUCCCCAGAAACGGCACCAGCGGCUUCUCUUACACCAAUCCUGUGAUGGCCAACAACAACCUGUAGGGGGCAGCCCUUGGGGGCGGCUGGUCAAGGGGUCAUCCCAAGGGUCAGUGGGGUCAAGACAGCCGGGACUUGACCAGCGACCCUUGCGUCAACCCCCUUGUCCCAGUGGGUCAAAAAGGGAUUCUCACGGAAAGGAAGAUGUGAUAGACUUCUUUGCAAAGCCGGCCACAUCCUCGAAAGCGACACAAUGAACUGGCGGAACUCCCCGCCACUGGAAUCUCACCUGGACCCCAACAAACCCAGACAGCAAUAGGUGCAAAGAGCCUGAGA
Messenger RNA from Anolis sagrei ordinatus, 594 nucleotides. The record is from RefSeq and is a predicted model, not a curated record. Lineage: Eukaryota; Metazoa; Chordata; Lepidosauria; Squamata; Anolidae.